Molecule: messenger RNA, 2211 nt
Organism: Erinaceus europaeus (western European hedgehog)
Lineage: Eukaryota; Metazoa; Chordata; Mammalia; Eulipotyphla; Erinaceidae
Gene: PICK1
Product: protein interacting with PRKCA 1
Exons: 13
Coding region: 433-1683 (416 amino acids)
Biological process (GO): receptor clustering; regulation of Arp2/3 complex-mediated actin nucleation; dendritic spine maintenance
Cellular component (GO): postsynaptic early endosome; synaptic vesicle; postsynaptic density
Molecular function (GO): protein domain specific binding; protein kinase C binding; phospholipid binding
Source: RefSeq, a predicted model, not a curated record
GCGGGGGGAGCCCCCCGGCGGGUCUGCGCCUUUCCUCUGUUUCCGCUUUUCCACGCUAACGGAGAGCUUCCGUCAACACUUACUCUCUUUCCUGGUUUUGGGACUCCCAGGAGGCGGUGGGAAGGAGAGCCUGUCUGCAGGGAUUAGGGCAAAGCCUCAGAGGGUGAAGGCGGGACUUCCGCAGGAAGUGACGCGACAGUCGCGGCCGCGGACAGGUGGAACGGCAGGUGGGUUCAGGUGCCAGCCUGGCGUGGACCGGCUGAGGCCGACGCUUCCGGUGAGCGACAGCGGCAGCUCCCAAGGGCCCAGAGACCCUUGGGGUGGGCUCUGGGAUCUGAGCUCAGCACCCUGGCCUGGAGGUCCCCCUUUUACUUAUGCCCCAUCCCCUUGUCGAGCUGGACCAUUAGCCCGUCCGCCUCAACUCUCGGAACCAUGUUUUCAGACUUGGACUAUGACAUCGAGGAGGAUAAACUUGGAAUCCCCACUGUGCCUGGGAAAGUGACCCUGCAGAAGGAUGCCCAGAACCUCAUCGGGAUCAGCAUUGGAGGAGGGGCCCAGUACUGCCCUUGCCUCUAUAUAGUCCAGGUAUUUGACAACACCCCGGCAGCCCUGGACGGCACGGUGGCAGCUGGCGAUGAGAUCACCGGCGUCAAUGGCAGGUCAAUCAAAGGAAAAACGAAGGUGGAGGUGGCUAAGAUGAUCCAGGAGGUGAAGGGGGAGGUGACGAUCCACUACAACAAGCUGCAGGCAGACCCCAAGCAGGGCAUGUCCCUGGACAUUGUGCUGAAAAAGGUGAAGCAUCGGCUGGUGGAGAACAUGAGUUCGGGGACUGCAGACGCCCUGGGCCUGAGCCGGGCCAUCCUCUGCAAUGAUGGGCUUGUCAAGAGACUGGAGGAGCUGGAGCGGACUGCGGAGCUGUAUAAAGGGAUGACUGAGCACACAAAGAACCUCCUCCGGGCUUUUUAUGAGCUGUCACAGACACACCGGGCCUUUGGGGACGUGUUCUCUGUGAUUGGGGUGCGGGAGCCGCAGCCGGCUGCGAGCGAGGCCUUUGUGAAGUUCGCCGAUGCCCACCGCAGCAUUGAGAAGUUUGGCAUCCGGCUGCUGAAAACCAUCAAGCCGAUGCUGACAGACCUGAACACGUACCUCAACAAAGCCAUCCCAGACACUCGCCUCACCAUCAAGAAGUACCUGGACGUGAAAUUUGAGUACCUGUCCUACUGCCUGAAGGUGAAGGAGAUGGAUGAUGAGGAGUACAGCUGCAUUGCUCUCGGGGAGCCCCUCUACCGCGUGAGCACUGGCAACUACGAGUACCGCCUCAUCUUGCGCUGCCGCCAGGAGGCUCGCACCCGCUUCUCCCAGAUGCGCAAGGACGUGCUGGAGAAGAUGGAGCUGCUGGACCAGAAGCAUGUCCAGGACAUCGUGUUCCAGCUGCAACGCUUCGUGUCCACCAUGUCCAAGUACUACAACGACUGCUACGCGGUGCUGCGGGACGCCGACGUCUUCCCCAUUGAGGUAGACCUGGCACACACCACGCUGGCCUAUGGCCUCAGCCAGGAGGAGUUCACCGACGGGGAGGAGGAGGAAGAGGAGGAGGAGGACACGGCUGCCAGAGAGCCACCCAGGGAUGCUCGGGGGGCAGCCGGGCCCCUGGACAAGGGUGGAAGCUGGAGUGAUUCCUGAGUGCCCCCGUGGGGUGCGGAUCUGGGGGGUAGGGUGCGUGGGAGGAAAGGAGCGCGGGAAUGGGGCUGUGGCGCAUAAAGGCCUGCUGGCUUGGGGCGCCUGCCUGCCUGCUCCUCUGUCCUAGCACAGCAAACCCGGCUUCUGCCCGAGACAGGCGGUGGCUGUGGCCUGGACCUGGACGCUGACCUCCCACCGCCCUCCCAACCUCCCUGUCAGAUGGAGAGCCUGAACUUUGGAUCUGCCUUAGGAAGGUGUGAGGGCAGAAAGGAAGAGGGGCUGGAGGCGGCGGGAAAUCCAGGGCCUGUUCCUCACCACUUUCCCACUGGCGUAGGGGAGGGCCAGGGACAGACAGCCGAGGCCGGGGCCAGCGUCUCAUGUCCAUCCUGCCUCGUCCCAGGCCGGCCCCACCCGGCCACAUUCCCACCUCUGUGGCCUUUAUUUAUUUAUUUUCCUCUCCUGGCUCAGCCACUUCUGGGGUGAAGGGCUUGGGUGCUGGGCCUGUACUGAAUAAACACAAACCUGGAUGGA